Messenger RNA from Drosophila obscura, 800 nucleotides. Its product is annotated as brain protein I3. The coding region runs from base 155 to 520 and encodes 121 amino acids. NCBI's taxonomy places the organism in Eukaryota, Metazoa, Arthropoda, Insecta, Diptera, Drosophilidae. The transcript has 2 exons. The record is from RefSeq and is a predicted model, not a curated record.
CAAAGACAACGAUAGGGGAAAAGUUAACGCAAUUAAAAACAGCAAAUAAAUCGGGCAGAGCAGCAAAGCAAACAAAACAAAUUGCAGAUAAUCGCGAAAACAUUGAGAGUAAACGUGAGUCAUUGGCCAGGGUAAAAGGAGCUUUCGCGACAGUAUGGCGGAACCCGUAAAAGAAGCCGCACCGCCAAGCUACGAAGAGGUCAUGAAUGCAACAGCGCAGGAUGCACGCCUCAUUGCGGGCGUACAUCAUGGAGGGCCAACGGCACCGCCCCCCAAUAUGCAUAUGCCCAUGUACGGGGCAUUCGAGACGACACCCGUGAGUGUGGUCAUUCAGCCGCCGGUGGCCUUGCCCACGGAGAUCAUUGUGAUUGGCGGCUGUCCGUCCUGUCGCAUUGGCUACCUGGAGGACACCUUCUCGCCGCUUGGACUGUGCUGCGCCAUCUUCUUCUUUCCCGUGGGCAUACUCUGCUGCCUGGCGAUGAAGGAGAAGCGCUGCACCAACUGUGGGGCAGUGUUCUAAAAAGCCCCCUCACACCCCAUUCACUACCAUUCGCAUCUGCAAUAUGAUUAUGGCAUUUAAAGUGCAAUCACAAGACAAUGAUGGAUUUGCUUGUUUUAAUACCCUAAGCAUAUGGCAAUGACCUAUGACCUAUAUAUAUUCCUUAAACACACACACACACACACACAUUGGGACGAUCGACUGUAACUAUUUUUUGAUAUCACAAAACAAAACUCUUCCCGUACGUUUUAUUAUUGUUAAACAUUAGACUAGAAAAAUCAUUAAAUUUGUAUGUAAAUAA